AUGGUUUGCUUACCUUUCAGCUGGGAAGUUCGUCAUUCGAACUCCAAGAACCUUCCUUACUACUUCAACCCCGCCACCAAAGAAUCUCGUUGGGAACCACCUGCCGAUACGGACACCGAGAAGCUGAAGCUUUACAUGGCUCAUCAUCAUACUCCUGCUGCUAACGCCGAUGGUGCCGGACAAGCUGAGGGCAAGAUCCGCUGCAGCCAUUUGCUUGUCAAGCAUCGUGACAGCCGACGCCCCAGCAGCUGGCGGGAAGCUGAGAUCACCCGGUCCAAGGAGGAGGCGAUCGAGAUCCUCAAGGGCCACGAGGACCGCAUUCAGUCCGGUGAAAUCUCUUUAGGGGAUCUCGCUGUCUCCGAGUCUGAUUGCAGCAGUGCCCGCAAGAAGGGUGAUCUUGGCUUCUUUGGACCUGGCGAGAUGCAAAAGGAGUUCGAGGACGCAGCGUUUGCCCUCCAACCUGGCCAAGUCAGCGGCAUUACAGAGACUGCCUCUGGCGUUCACCUUAUUGAACGUAUGCAGUAA
Molecule: messenger RNA, 525 nt
Organism: Penicillium angulare
Lineage: Eukaryota; Fungi; Ascomycota; Eurotiomycetes; Eurotiales; Aspergillaceae
Gene: pin1
Product: peptidylprolyl isomerase ESS1
Exons: 4
Coding region: 1-525 (174 amino acids)
Cellular component (GO): nucleus; cytosol
Molecular function (GO): peptidyl-prolyl cis-trans isomerase activity; protein binding
Source: RefSeq, a predicted model, not a curated record